AUGGCAUGUGUGACGGCAGCCCUAGGAAUGAUGCCUCUUCGCGGCGCUUCUGCACCAGCGGUCUCAUCUGCUCGGCUUCGGAUUGCGGAAGAAACAGGCGCAAAUGCGGUUGCAGUUGCCAGAGUUUCGAGAAAGCCGCAGGAAAUUUUAACCAAGGAAUCUUUCUGGAAUGCCAUCACGGUACUGCAAGCUAUUGGCGGGUCUACAAACGCCGUUGUUCAUCUCUUAGCAAUUGCCAACCGGCAUCCAGACUUGCAGGGGGUUAUCACUCUACAAACAUUCGAGGAAAUUGGUCAAAAGACGCCACUACUGAUUGAUCUCAAGCCGAGUGGAGACAACUACAUGAACGAUUUUCAUAAUGCCGGAGGUAUGCUCGCAUUGUUGCAUGUACUGCGGCCCAUGCUCCACUUGUCUGCUAUGACCAUUACUGGACAGACAUUAGGGGAGAUUCUGGAUGCGGUGCCCUCAAAAAAAUUUUCUUUUGAGCAGCAUAUCAUAAGAUCCCUUUCGGAUCCUCUGUAUCCCUCCUCGUCGCUAGCUGUUCUACGGGGCAAUCUUGCGCCAAACGGGGCGGUGCUAAAAGCUUCAGCCUCCAAAUACCGUUCAUUACUCUCACACACUGGACCUGCUGUUGUAUUUGAGAACUCAGCAGAUCUAGCACGACGAAUUGAUGAUCCGGAUCUCUCAGUCACGAAGGAUAGCGUGCUGGUUCUCAAAGGCAUUGGCCCAAUCGGCAAUCCUGGUAUGCCCGAGGCAGGACUUAUUCCAAUUCCAAAGAAGCUUGCUACAGCAGGCGUGAAAGACAUGCUACGAUUAUCUGACGGACGCAUGUCUGGCACUGCAGGAGGCACGAUCAUUCUUCAUAUCUCGCCAGAGGCAGCUGUGCCCGAAUCGGCGUUUGGUGUUGUCGAGACGGGUGACCUGAUAACCUGUGAUAUUGAGACUCGUAGGCUUCAUCUUGACGUACCUGAUGAUGUAUUGCAAUCUCGCAUUGAGAAGAGAAAAAAAACGAUGGAAGACCUGCUUCAAGCAAAAAAACAGCAGAGAGGAUACCGGGGGUUAUAUGAGCGAUCGGUCAACCAAGCGCACGAGGGAACUGACUUCGAUUUUCUGACGGCCAGUGGUCCUUCAUCAUAA
Messenger RNA from Penicillium macrosclerotiorum, 1137 nucleotides. It is a transcript of the gene ilv3C, whose product is annotated as putative dihydroxy-acid dehydratase. The coding region runs from base 1 to 1137 and encodes 378 amino acids. The record is from RefSeq and is a predicted model, not a curated record. Lineage: Eukaryota; Fungi; Ascomycota; Eurotiomycetes; Eurotiales; Aspergillaceae. Gene Ontology annotation, molecular function: hydro-lyase activity. The transcript has a single exon.